Lactuca sativa (garden lettuce) is the source of this 1197-nucleotide messenger RNA. The record is from RefSeq and is a predicted model, not a curated record. NCBI's taxonomy places the organism in Eukaryota, Viridiplantae, Streptophyta, Magnoliopsida, Asterales, Asteraceae.
AUGGAAUUUUUAAAAAGUUUUGACUCGGAUGACGACGUAGAAUUCGUCGAGACAUUCUUCAAUGUUGUGCAACACGUUCACGCCGAAGAAAGUUCGAAUGCAGCGCGUACAAGGACGGUCGUCAAUCGUGAUCGCCAAGCCGCACACGACUUAUUGGUACGUGAUUACUUUGCCGAUAAUUGUCUUUAUAAUGACGACUCGUUCGAACGUCGUUUUCGUCUGAAUAAGGCUAUAUUUUUACGUAUUAGUAAUGCUUUAGAAUAUCGUUAUGAUUUUUUCAAACAAAAACCCGACGCUAGAGGAAGAAUGGGUUUUAGUAGUAUACAAAAAUGUGCGGCUGCUCUUAGGUAUUUGGGAUACGGUAUAGCAUUUGAUGCAUCUGACGAAUACUUGAAAAUAUCCGAGAGGACCGCGGUUGAAUGUGUAGAUUGGUUUUCUGCAUGUGUUUAUGAGAGAUUAUAUUCGGCUCAUGAAGAGAGGCAUGGAUUUCCCGGUAUGCUUGGCAAUCUAGAUUGUACGCAUGUGGCUUGGGAAAAAUGUCCAACUGCAUGGCGUGGUCAGUUCACUCGAGGAGAUAUAGGUGAACCAACUAUCAUCCUAGAAGUUGUUGCAUCUCAAGAUUUGUGGAUAUGGCAUGCCUUUUUUGGAGUAGCGGGGUCUAACAACGACCUUAAUGUUCUUGGUCAGUCUCCACUUUUCAACGAUAUUUGGACCGGCAAAACACCUGAUAUGACGUUCACGGUAAACGGGCACGCGUACAAAUAUGGUUACUACCUUGGUGAUGGGAUAUACCCGGAUUAUUCUACAUUGAUGAAGGCAUACUCAGUUCCUCGAAGUGAAAAAGCAAAGUUGUUUACAAAAAAACAGGAAUCAGCGAGAAAGGAUAUCGAGAGGGCAUUUGGAGUCCUUAAGCAAACAUGGCAUGUAGUGAAAUAUGCUACACGACUUUGGGAUAAAGAAAGAAUUAAGCGAAUGGUCCUAGCAUGUAUUAUAAUGCAUAAUAUGAUUAUUGAAAAUGAAGGUCGAGCGAUUUGCACGUAUGAUCCGAACGACGUUGUCGUUCCAAUUGAGGAGUUCGUACCCGGAACGAAUGCUUUUUUGGAGCGAGUUGUCGAAAUCCAUAACAGUGAAACGUGUUUCAAUCUUCGAGAAGAUGUCGCAGAACAUUUGUACCAACAUAGCAUGAAUGACAAUUAG